Molecule: messenger RNA, 1305 nt
Organism: Cynoglossus semilaevis (tongue sole)
Lineage: Eukaryota; Metazoa; Chordata; Actinopteri; Pleuronectiformes; Cynoglossidae
Product: transmembrane protein 106B-like
Exons: 8
Coding region: 141-935 (264 amino acids)
Source: RefSeq, a predicted model, not a curated record
ACCCAGGAAAGCUGAUUGUAACAUGUUGCGAUGCAGUACCAGUUGGUGGCGGUAAUGCACUGGAGAAGAGACGGGAGAAAAAGAAGUAGCUUUAUUUGAGAACAACAAAACUUAACUAGCUAGUUUUAACAGGUGUGACUAUGGGAAAGUCCUUCUCUCACUUCAUAAAGGCUGGUCAUGAAAAUGGCGACGACAAAGUAAACUUUCCAGACGAUGCUGAAGACAGCAAGGACGGAGACGUCUCUGAGUUCCCAUAUGUUGAGUUCACGGGACGGGACAGUGUGACAUGUCCCUCGUGUCAGGGCACUGGGAGGAUUCCGAGAGGACAGGAAAAUCAGCUUGUGGCAUUGAUCCCAUACAGUGACCAAAGGCUUCGGCCCAGGAGGACGAAGUUAUAUGUAACUGUGUCAGUCCUGGUCUGCCUGUUGCUGUCCACCCUGGCUGUUUUCUUCCUCUUCCCUCGCUCCAUAGACAUCUCUAAUGUUGGUGCAAAAUUUGUCUUAGUCACCUACGACCAAGAGAGACGCACUGUGUAUCUCAACAUCACAGACACUCUCAAUAUAACCAACAACAACUACUACUCGGUAGAGGUGGCUAACGUCACAGCGCAGGUGCAGUUUGCCAAGACAGUGAUUGGUAAAUCUUGCCUCAGUAACAUCACUGCCAUAAGUCCUCUGGACAUGAAACAGGUCGAUUAUAUGGUUCCCACUGUCAUCGCUGAUGAGAUGAGCUACAUGUACGACUACUGCACCCUACAAACCAUUAAGGUUCACAACAUUGUAAUUAUGAUGCAAGUUACUGUGACUGCAACCUACUUUGGCCACGUGGAGCAGGUGUCCCAGGAGAUGUACCAGUAUGUAGACUGUGGAGGAAACACCACGGCCUAUAAAGAGUUGACCAAGCCAUUCGACCUCACACAUUUUGCUCAGGAGUGACGCCACUCCUCUGCUCGUCUCCCGCCCUCGCUUUACACUGGAUUCAAUUUGUGGGUUUUUUUUUUUUUUUUCUAUAUUGUUGUGCUGCGGUAUCAAGUUCUCCGUACGAAGAGUCAAUCUCCACCGGAAAUAGGUGCGUCAUGCUUCUUGCAUCUUGUAAUGUGUUGCAUUAUGUGGAAAGAGAGAGUUCCCUGACAUUUAUCUCAGAAUAUCACAACACACAGCUCCCAUUACAGUAUGUGUUAAGGAUAUACUCUGGUAAAUUUGAAGGCAGCUUACUUUUGUCAGUGCCAAUUCUGUCAAGAAAUUGUGACAUCCUUAACUAUCGAGGCUAAGGCAGACUUGAUUAGCAUGGGGGCUAAAAUCAGAA